UCAUCCCAAUCCCAAAUUCACAAUGUCCUUCACUACACCUGUCUCAAUGACUUAUCCCUGUCCCCACUACCACCCGCUCCCCUUCCCUCUUAACGACACCCAGUUCCCGUUCGACGGUGACAGCGCCCAUAGGAAGGCUGAAAUCCAACGGGCUAACCGUGCUAUCCGCAAUCAGGCCGUUUGUGAACACGAGGCCAGCUCCCAGGAGUGGCACGAUCUUGCUGCUUUCCAGGCUCACCUCGAGGAGCAACGACUCCUCGCUCGGCGCCGCCGUUUAGAUGCUGAGAACUUCUUCGCAGGGACCAUCAAUCCUAGAUGUUCUCACGGGUUCAAUAACUCGGCUUCGUGUGACUUACUACAAUACAAGGUCUCUGGCCCGGACGAGCCCUCGCUCAAGGACAUGAUCUCUUCACAUCUUGAGGAACAGCGCUGUCUUAUGGCAGAGCACCGGUCCGAAGUGCGCAAUGUGCUCCAGGCGAUUCUUACCCACCUCUCUAAAGGCACUACGAUCAAAGCUCCUAUCGAACGCGAUCCCAUAUCAUCCCCGACUACAUCAGUCAAUGUCAACGAGGAGGGACCCGUCGCCUCCUCCCUCUCCCAGAUUUCUUCCCUCUCCACCCGUCUCGAGAGCCUCCUCGCUGGCUUCCAGUUCCCUGCUGAGCUCGAUUUCUCUCCAGCCCUCGGCACCGCUGAUGUAUUUGCAUUGACUUACACCCCGGCCAAUGCACCUGUCCGCGCUCAGGAGCAUGCGCUUUUGUUGCUCUUCGCAGACUUGGACAACAUUCCAAGCUUUGGGUCAGACGUAGUGAGGAAUGCAAGGCGCGCGGUCGUGACUUGUGUGGAUCAAGCGCUUAAAGAGCUUGAUAAAUGUGUGGAGGAGCGAAGGGGCCGUGCUCAUGCUAAGAAGGCAGACCCUGUUACAAUGCCUAUUGAGCAGCCUACUCGCCCAAAUGAUGGCGAUUCCUCGGAGCCCGUGAACGUUACCUCUGCAAAUCUUGCGCUCGCUCAAGUCCCUGAAAUUCCCAUUUAGUCUUGCAGUCCCAAUCGCCGCCUGAUAUCGUUCAAGUUUUCUUGUGCCUCGGUAUUUUCUUUACAUUUCACUCAUGUGUUCUAUGUCUUGGAUCUUAUCCUUUGUACAUACUGUAUAUUAGUUCAUGAUUACUGUACUCUGGUCAGUAUAUGUAACGAGUCAAACCAAGUUGCCAAUAUUGCAAUGUAU
Molecule: messenger RNA, 1219 nt
Organism: Suillus discolor
Lineage: Eukaryota; Fungi; Basidiomycota; Agaricomycetes; Boletales; Suillaceae
Exons: 2
Coding region: 23-1030 (335 amino acids)
Molecular function (GO): protein-folding chaperone binding
Source: RefSeq, a predicted model, not a curated record